Messenger RNA from Klebsormidium nitens, 3107 nucleotides. NCBI's taxonomy places the organism in Eukaryota, Viridiplantae, Streptophyta, Klebsormidiophyceae, Klebsormidiales, Klebsormidiaceae. The record is from the annotation of a GenBank genome assembly.
CUGAGAGCAUCUCGCUGUCUGUGCUCUGCAUGCACAUUCUAAUCCACGUUAAACAUUUGUCUGCGGCCUCUGCAGGCUGUUCUCAGAGACAUUCAGUUGUCAGAUCUGCACUCUGAUAAACUCUACUUACUCUAGCCUCUUCCUUUGAAGAUUACACCUACUUUGCCGCCACAAACUUCUCAGUAUACAAGAACGCCCGGAUUCGUAGAUUUCCGCAGCAUACAUUUGCAGCUCGCUUUGCAAGAGCAGCUGCGAAAUAUCACCAGAAAUAGUCGACAAACUCAGACCAGAAGGUGACAAUUGGUCUGGAAGCAGACUUUGAAAGAUGAUGUGAACAGCUUUGAAACCUUCGUAUGAGUCCAGAACUCCGGUGCAGCGCUUCGCACAUUGAAUCAACAGAGCACAGAGGCUUUGACAAGGGCACCCAUUUUCCGGACUGCAACAUUCAGCUGUCCAGUCUAGCGCGCAAAACCCACGCCAAUUCACAGACGCCUGUGAUUUCAAAAGCGCAGAAAGCCCGGGGACUGCUUUCGCCUCUUAUGCCCACUACUCAUAUAUGCUCAGCGUGUUGCCAGCAUUUGUCAGCUGCCCACUGGAUGACCUUUCUUGAAUAAAUCUAGCAACAUUGCAUACAAAAAAACGCGCCCAACAGAAAGUGGCGCCUGUUCACACCAUCCUCGGCACUGCGCGCACACUGGCACCGCUGAGCUGGCGCCAGCUGCGGGCCUAUUCACGUCAAGCUGGAGCUCGCAAUCGGGCUUUUUCACACGGGGUGGGACGACCUGCCGGGGUUCGGUAUGAGUGGUGGUCAUGGCAUGGACAUUGAUGAAAUCACCGAGGGGCUCACAUCGCCCGAGGCCCUCGAGGAGCUCCUCACCUCGCUUCAGGGGGUUCCUCAGCCCCCCCCGCGCGUGCCGUCCCCGAAAACCCCCCUGCCAGAGUGGGGGGGAGAGCCCGGGGGGGGCAUUGGGGAGGAUCCGGAGGGGGGGGAGAAGCGGAAGCGGCUGACGGAGGCGCAGGUGCAGGAACUAGAGCGGAUCUUUCAGAAGGAGCCGACCGGGCCGCCGACGGAGACGCGCGCGGCUAUCGCACGAGAGUUCGGCGUCCCGCAGAACCAGAUUGCGAGCUGGUUCCACAACAGGCGCACGCGUCAGCGCGCCCGCCAGCUCAAAGAGGACUUUGACGUCAUGAAGCGCCGCCUGGAUUUGGCGUACCUAGAGAACCAGCAGUUGCGGCACGAGUUAAACGCAAUCCGAGCAGAGCACGCCAACUGUCCCCCGCUCCCGACCACCUCCCGGGGGUCAGCCACAGGGCCUGCGGCGACCCCCCGUUCCGGUGAAAUCGACAUCACCCCCCUCCGCAUUCCAGACGCGCGUGAGGAAACUCGCACAGCCAAGAGGGGGGGCAAACGCGCCUCACCGGAACCCCCCAGUGGAAUCGCGACACUGCUCAUCCCCAAGCGCGAGCGGCCGUUCUCGCCGGGCGCCCAGCGGGCCCCCAGUCCGCCACAGCUGGCCGCCCUGCCGAACUUCCGUUCGGACCCGUUCCGCCCGGGGGUUUCCGCCCCGGAACUCCCGACCUUCGCGUCGCAGUACGCCCGGUCGCUGCUGACGUCACCCCCCGCGGUACCCACGACUCCCUUCCCGGAGGUUUCGCAAAUCCCGGCGAGUUUUCCGGGGGUUAACCGCCCGGCCCGUUUACCGUCGAUCCUGGCCCCGUUGCCCCUACCUGCGUCCGAUAUUACAGCCAGACUAACCCCCCACGAAACCCCGGUUCCUCGAACCGGGUUUACCGCCCCUUACCCCGGUCAGCUGGACCCCACGAACCGCCUUUUCCCGCCCGCCUUAACCGGGGACAUGACCCUCGACGAGGCGUUCCGCGAAGUUUUCACGGGGGGGCCGGUCGCAGUCGAUCCGCUCGACCACCCGUACCCCCCGGGAGCGGACGCGUUCGGAUACUCGGAGGGUGCGCCGGCCGCUGUCGCGGCCGCCACCGCAAGCUUCCCGAUGCGCGCGCCGAGCCCCUCGCUCGGUAACUGGCUCUGGGCGGUCGGAAGCGGGAGUUCGACAGCUGGCAGCAGCACGAGUGGCAGUUUGAUGGGCGGUUUUAACCUGGGCGGAAAGGCACGGCCCAAAAACAAGGACCGAGAGGGUCAGUGAAGCAGCGGAACUACUCGUCACUUGAGCUGAACGGAAUAGUCACUUCGCGACGAGGAAUUGAAAGGAGAACUAGACUCGACUGUUCCGGACCUUCGCAGUUUGGCUGCCCGCUCCCUCGCUUCGCUGCAGAAAUCGCACGCGCAGGGAUAGAUGGUCUGCAAAGACCAGUUUGGAGACUUGCACGCGUAGGAAAACGGGGACUUCCAAGACCCCUUUGGAGCUUACUUUCGCACGCGUAGGAAGAGUUAUAGCUUUCUUUGCACGCGCAGGGAAUGUAGUCUAUUUGCUCGCGCAGGGACAGGAGUUUGUUUGCACGCGCAGGGAAAGUAGUUUAUUGCACGCUUAGUUUACUUGCACGCUUUACGUUACUUGCACGCAUAGUGUUGUGGCACGCUUUACUUGAUUUGCACGCUUACUUUAUUCGCACGCGUAGGGAGAGUAGUGAUCUGCACGCGUAGAGACUUGGGGUCUGCAAAGACCGGUUACUUAUCUGCACGCGUAGGGGUAGGAAGUCUGCGCGAGUUGGGGGAAUGGAGUCAAAACUGUGAGGCAGCGGCAGUCCUCGUUUGUCACUGGGUCAAGCGUCCCUAACCCAGUUGUACCAUAGUAACAAGCUUUUGCAUACGGUGCUCGCAUUUUGAUUGCAGGCAGGGACUCGGUUCCCGAUCCUGAUAGAGCGUGCGCCAACUUAGCUAGCCUUCUGCAGAAUCAGAUGGUUAGCGUUAGGCAUUUGAUGAAACUUCUCGCAUAAGUUCGCCUGGGGUGUUGUUACUUGUAGUCAGGUUUGCGCUCUACAAGACCGGGGUCAAAAGGGCAAUCGACACACAUGCAGUUAAUCCAGCCAUAGCCGUCAACAGCUCGCAAGACUUUUGACUAACUCCCAAGCCUAACUAAGCAUUGAUACAUUUGACCAAUUUUUCUUCCACAUCUUGAUAUGUUCAGUUCGCG